GGUGAUCCACAAACAUUUCUACUUGAAGCGAACAGAGAUCAUGUCCCAGUGUGAGGAGUGGAUCGCUGACAUCCAGCAGUACAGCAGUGACAAGAGGGUCGGCCGCACAAUGUCGCACCAUGCUGCUGCACUAAAGAGACACACGGCUCAGCUGAGAGAGGAGUUUCUGAAGCUGCUCUGCCCUGACGGUCUGGAGCCCGAUGGUGAUGAGUUCUCAGAGAAGAGCGCCGCCCUCAUCCUCAAAGAGCUGCCCAGUCAGGACGCAGAGAAGCCCGGCAGCAGUCAGGACGGCAACUGCAGCGAGGGCCAGCUAUGAGUCACCACCCCCACCCCCCUGCUCCUUUCCCACCACCUCCCAGCAUCUCCAACCCUCCUCCCCUCCUCGUUAUGAUUAUCACUCUUGAAAAGACUCGAUGGCUUCAGAGCACAAGCCACCACUUUGUCAAUAUUUGUAUGUAAAGAUGGCAGAAAAGCAGAGAAUGAGAGGACGUGGGGAAUCUGAACACGAUGAGACGAACUCUGAACUAUGCUACACCCUUAUUGAAAACAGUCGACAAAAACUUUUAUUUACCUGUAAAAGAGUGUAAACAUUUUGUGCUUUUUCCAAUUGUGAAAUAACCACUGAUUGGUAUGUUAUUAAACUUGUUUAUGUAUACAUAAUGGAAGAGGAAAAUUACAGAUUAUAUAAGGGAAACUACCUUUAGAGAAGAAUGUUUACUGAAUGUUAAUUUCCUUUUUUUUCUUUUUGACUGUUAGAGUGACAACAGUUGUAACCAAGGAUAGACUGGUCAUUCUUUAAGGAUACUAUUUAAAAAAAAAAAAAGAGUGAGAAAAAGAAAACACACGUAAUAGAUUCUGAGAUAAAAGCCCCUCUGGUCAUCCGUUGCUUCAUCUAAUUUCUCAAGGAUCAUAUCCACUUGAAUAAAGGCUGACAUGGACAUUCUUAAUGUUAUGUUAUCCCUUUCACAGGCUCCAAAUUAAAAAGCACCAUGCUCUGGAUAAACAUCUCUUGCCUCUCAGAACUUCUCCAUGAGCGUUUUCCAUCAACAUGACUGUAGAUCGUGAGACUGUGUGUCAGAGCCACAUCAGAAAUGUAUUUUGAAGGCUUGUGCAUGUGUAUGUGUGUUUUCUGUGCGUGUGCAACAAUCCCCAGUGAGAUACAAAGCUGUGAUGUGCCUUUGAUCUACACCAUACCACCAAAUACUCCAACAGAGUACCUUUACUGAUUUCUUUGCUAUUUCUACAAAAUUAAUAAUUCUGCUCCGUCUGACAUAAAAACUGCUUUAAUCUUUUUUUUUUAUUAUGUUGAACUCCAGUGAACAAAAAAAUGCACUUUCUAUUUUGCUCACUCCUUAGAACAGUCACAUACUCCUUUUGCUAGGACAUUAAAUGGAGCUUGAAAGUA
Molecule: messenger RNA, 1405 nt
Organism: Lates calcarifer (barramundi perch)
Lineage: Eukaryota; Metazoa; Chordata; Actinopteri; Centropomidae
Product: baculoviral IAP repeat-containing protein 6
Exons: 2
Coding region: 41-316 (91 amino acids)
Source: RefSeq, a predicted model, not a curated record